GACAACAGCAACAGGAGGGAAUGGGUAGAGAGAGGGGCACCGUUUAACAAGACUCUUCAACACAACGCGACCAAUAAAACAAUUCACCAUCGAGCAUUGAAAAAAUAUCAUCUCAGGCUGUGACUCGAGCCCCCUUCUCCAUCUGCAGCUUUAAGUUGUGAGUGUUCUCUGUUGUGUCUGUUUUUCCAUCUAGCAGGGUAACUUGAGGGGAAAAAGAAUGAGCUGAUUUCAAGAGCGCUGAUAAUGACCCCCAGAAUAAAUGUGGCCUGGUCACACAGCAAAGUGGGGAACGUACAUGCUUGAGAUUUCUAAGGCCAUGAUGCAAUGAGAUAAACACUGGAUGACUGAAGGUCCCCUGCUUAUCAGUCUCUAAGCAUGGCUGGACUACAGCUGGUGACCCCUGCCUCCUCACUCAUGGGGCCCUUCUUCGGUCUCCCAUGGCAGCAGGAAGCUAUCCAUGACAGCAUAUACACACCAAGGAAAUAUCAGGUUGAACUUCUUGAAGCAGCUCUUGAACACAAUACUAUAGUCUGCUUAAAUACUGACUCAGGGAAGACCUUUAUCGCAGUACUCCUAAUCAAAGAACUCUCCCACCAAAUCCGUGGAGAGGAUGAAAAGAGAACAGUUUUCCUGGUGAAUGCAGCAUCAUCUGUGGUUCAGCAAGCAUCUACUAUAAGAACCCACUCCGAUCUCCAGGUAGGCGACUACAUGUCAGAGGAGAUGACAUCAUGGCCCGAGGAGAUGUGGAACAGAGAGAUGAUGGGGAAUCAGGUUCUGGUGAUGACGUGCCACAUCUUCCUGCAUAUGUUGAAAAAUAGAGUCUUGCCACUAUCAAAAAUCAACCUGCUGGUUUUUGACGAAUGCCACCUUGCAAUCACGGACCAUCCUUAUCGGGAAAUAAUGAAGCAGAUUUGUGAGGGUUGCCCAGGCUGUCCCCGCAUUCUUGGUCUGACUGCUUCCAUUUUAAAUGGCAAAUGUGACCCAUGUGACCUGGAGGAAAAGAUUCAGAACCUAGAGAAGAUUCUGCAGAGCAAUGCAGAAACUGCCACUGAUCUUGUGGUGCUGGAUAGGUAUGCAUCCCAGCCUCGUGAGGUGGUGCUGGACUGUGGACCAUACCAGGAUGAAAGUGGACUCUCUGAGAGGCUUCUGGGCGAGCUGGAUGAAGCCCUUAAUUUUCUUAAUGACUGCAACUUAUCUGCUCAUCGAGAAGAACGAGAUCCCACUUUCAUCUCCAAACAGGUGCUGAAUGACUGUUGGGCCGUGUUGACUGUGCUUGGUCCAUGGUGCGCCGAUAAAGCUGCAGGAAUCAUGGUGCGGGAGCUGCAGAAAUACAUCAAACACGAACAGGAGGAGCUGAACCGCAAAUUCCUGCUCUUCACAGACACCAUUCUGAGAAAAAUCCAUGCCUUAUGUGAGGAGCAUUUCUCUCCAGCCUCCCUGGACCUGAAGUUUGUAACUCCCAAGGUCAUCAGACUUCUGGAGAUUCUUCACGAGUACAAACCUUUCGAACGGCAGCAGUUUGAAAGCGUGGAGUGGUACAACAAUCGCAAUCAGGACAAUUAUGUUUCAUGGAGCGAUUCUGAGGAUGAUGACGAGGAUGAAGAGGCAGAGGGAAAGGAGAAACCUGAGGCUAAUUUUCCCUCACCAUUCACCAACAUCCUCUGUGGAAUUAUCUUUGUGGAAAGGCGAUAUACAGCGGUUGUUCUAAACAGGCUUAUCAAAGAGGCGGGUAAGCAGGACCCAGAGCUGGCCUACAUCAGUAGCAAUUUCAUCACAGGUCACAGUAUUGGCAAGAACCAGCCACGCAACAAACAGAUGGAGGUGGAGUUCAGAAAACAAGAGGAGGUCCUGAGGAAGUUCAGAGCUCAUGAAACCAACUUGCUCAUCGCAACCAGCAUCGUGGAGGAAGGGGUUGAUAUUCCAAAGUGCAAUUUGGUCGUGCGGUUUGACUUGCCGACAGAGUACCGGUCGUAUGUGCAAUCCAAAGGUCGCGCCCGUGCUCCUGUCUCCAAUUAUAUCAUGCUAGCUGAUAGCAAAUGGACGAAAACAUUUGAAGAGGACCUCAAGACCUACAAGGCCAUAGAGAAGAUUCUCAGAAAUAAGUGCUCAAAGUCAGCAGAAUGCAGUGAUUUUGAAAUGGAGCCAGUGACCGAUGAUGACAACGUUCUCCCUCCUUACGUCCUGCGCUCAGAGGAUGCCGGCCCCCGUGUCACGAUUAACACAGCUAUUGGACAUGUCAACAGAUAUUGUGCGCGGUUGCCCAGUGAUCCAUUCACUCAUCUUGCUCCUAAGUGUAAAACUGUGGAGCUGAAGAGUGGAGGUUACCAGUCCACUCUCUUCCUUCCCAUCAACUCUCCACUCAGAGUUCCUGUCACUGGGCCAACAAUGAACUGUGCAAGACUUGCUGAGAAAGCAGUCGCUCUUCUCUGUUGUGAAAAACUGCACAAAAUUGGGGAGCUAGAUGAUCAUUUGAUGCCGGUAGGGAAGGAAACUGUGAAGUAUGAGGAGGAGCUGGACCUGCAUGAUGAGGAGGAGACGAACGUGCCAGGAAGACCAGGCUCCACAAAACGGAGACAGUGUUACCCAAAAGCCAUACCAGAGUGUCUGCGGGGUUGUUACCCUGUGCCAGAGCAGCCUUGCUACCUGUAUGUGAUUGGGAUGGUCCUCACCACACCUCUUCCUGAUGAGCUCAACUUCCGCCGGAGGAAGCUGUACCCGCCAGAGGACACUACCCGAUGUUUUGGCAUUCUGACAGCUAAAGCAAUACCUCGGAUCCCUCACUUUCCUGUGUACACGCGCUCUGGUGAGGUGACCAUCUCGAUUGAGCUUCAGAAGUCGGGCUUCACUCUGAGCGCAGAGCAGCUGGAUCUCAUCACUCGCUUGCACCAGUACAUCUUCUCCCACAUACUCCGCCUGGAGAAGCCAGCACUAGAAUUUAAAUCUACAGAGGCAGAUUCUGCCUACUGCGUUCUACCUCUCAAUGUCGUUGAGGAUUCCAAUACGUUGGACCUGGAUUUUAAGUUCAUGGAGGAUAUUGAAAAGUCUGAAGCACGAAUCGGCAUUCCAAACACUCAGUACACCAAGCAAAUCCCAUUCAUUUUCAAACUGGAAGACUACCAAGAUGCUGUCAUCAUUCCGAGGUAUCGUAAUUUUGACCAGCCACAUCGGUUUUAUGUGGCUGAUGUUUACACAGACCUCACCCCGCUCAGUAAAUUCCCCUCUCCAGAGUAUGAGACUUUCGCUGAGUACUACAAAACCAAGUACAACCUUGACCUGUCCAAUGUUAACCAGCCCCUACUGGAUGUGGACCACACAUCUUCAAGAUUGAAUCUUUUAACUCCCCGGCACCUUAAUCAAAAGGGGAAAGCCCUUCCUCUCAGCAGUGCAGAGAAGAGAAAGGCCAAGUGGGAAAGCCUUCAAAACAAACAGAUUUUAGUUCCAGAGCUCUGUGCCAUUCACCCCAUCCCCGCCUCUUUGUGGAGGAAAGCCGUCUGCCUUCCCAGCAUUCUCUACAGACUUCACUGCCUUCUGACAGCGGAAGAGCUGCGGUCCCAGACAGCCAUUGACGCUGGCGUAGGGGCUCAGACCCUGCCUCCUGAUUUCAGGUAUCCUAAUUUGGAUUUCGGAUGGAAGAAAUCCAUUGACAGCAAGUCUUUCAUUUCCUGCCCCAGUGAAUACAUGGAAGACGACGAUCACUGUAAACACGAUACAAGCUCAGAUUCAGACCACACUGCCCAGGAGGGCUGCAGUAUGGAGGCCUCCCAGCCUCCAGAGGGUGCUCUCCCCUGUGACAACUGCAACACACCAGAUGAAAAGCUAGAAACCCACAUGCUUUCUGUGACUGAUCACCAGACGCCAAACAAAGACCCCAGCAACUGCGUCUGUUACCCAAACCUCCCUAAUGGGACUCGGGCUGACGGUGGUGACUUUCCACACCGACAUGACAUUUGCCAAUGCCCUCAGCUGGGCUCACUGGAGAGCGACUUGACAAUGCAUACCACUACCUCAGUUCCUGUGCGGCCCUCUCCAACCAUUGAGCCACAGCCCCAACCCAGUGAUGAAUGUAAUCCAAGCAGGAACUCAGAUCUCUGUGAUAGACAUGUGAAAAAACCUACCUCAUACUUUUGCCCUAAACUGGAGACGGCAACCAGCACCACAGCACCUUCAGCCGUGUCUUCAGAGGUCUCUGUUGUGACAUCUACAUCUGCUUGUGCAGGCCCAGCUUGGGAUUCUCCAAAAACCUUGGGCCCCAACCCCGGCCUCAUCCUGCAGGCCCUGACUCUCUCCAACGCCAGUGAUGGCUUCAAUCUGGAGAGGUUAGAAAUGUUGGGGGACUCUUUCUUGAAACACGCUAUCACCACCUACCUGUUCUGCACAUAUCCUGAUGCCCACGAGGGCAGGCUGUCUUACAUGAGAAGCAAAAAGGUCAGCAACUGUAAUCUUUACCGCCUGGGCAAGAAAAAGGGCCUUCCUAGUCGAAUGGUGGUGUCCAUCUUCGAUCCCCCUGUAAACUGGCUGCCUCCAGGCUACAUUGUGAAUCAGGACAAAAGUAGCACAGACAAGUGGGACUCAGAUGAGAAUAAAGAUUUGCCCAAUGGAAAAGCCAGUGAUGAUGAAGAUGAUGAAGAAGAAGAUGAUGAUGAUGAUGAUGAUGAUGAUGAGGGAGAGGAUGUGAAAGGCGAGCCAUCUAAGGAUGAGGUGAAUGUUGAUGAUGAGCUGGAAUACGACUCUGAUCACAUCAGGUUCAUCGAUAACAUGCUGAUCGGCUCCGGCGCCUUCGGGAAGAAGAUUUCCCUCCAGCUGGCGGAGCCCGGAUAUGAAUGGAAAGCACCCAAAAAACCCCACAAUGUCCCCUUUCUCCCAGACGGUGGUGGUGACGAGUUUGACUACAGUUCCUGGGAUGCCAUGUGCUACCUGGACCCCAGCAAAGUAGGUGAGGAGGAUGACUUUGUGGUGGGUUUCUGGAACCCUUCAGAGGAAAACUGUGGCACAGAUAUUGGGAAGCAGUCCAUCUCCUACGACCUCCACACCGAACAGUGUAUCGCAGAUAAGAGCAUAGCCGACUGCGUGGAGGCCCUGCUUGGAUGCUACCUUACCAGCUGCGGGGAGAGAGCGGCCCAAAUGUUCCUGUGCUCCCUUGGCCUGAAGGUGCUACCAGUGGAGAAGCAGAGUUCUUUGGGGUCAACUGAGUUGCAGUACGGCUGGCUGAAGAUCCCCCCACGCUGCAUGUUCGACCACCCAGAUGCUGAAUGGACGCUUAACCACCUCAUAUCCGGCUUCGAGAAUUUUGAGAAGAAGAUCAGCUACACAUUUAAAAACAAGGCAUAUCUUCUGCAGGCAUUUACCCAUGCCUCGUAUCAUUACAACACCAUCACAGAUUGUUAUCAGCGGUUGGAGUUCCUUGGUGAUGCAAUUUUAGACUACCUCAUAACAAAGCACCUUUAUGAAGAUCCGCGGCAGCACUCCCCAGGUGUGUUGACCGACCUGCGCUCCGCACUUGUCAACAACACCAUAUUUGCUUCCCUGGCUGUCAAGUACGAUUACCACAAGUACUUCAAAGCAGUCUCGCCCGAACUGUUCCACGUGAUCGACGAUUUUGUGCAAUUUCAGCUGGAGAAGAACGAAAUGCAAGGAAUGGAUUCCGAGCUUCGCCGAUCGGAGGAAGAUGAGGAGAAAGAGGAAGACAUUGAGGUCCCCAAAGCAAUGGGAGACAUCUUUGAAUCACUCGCUGGUGCAAUUUACAUGGAUAGCGGGAUGUCACUUGAGACAGUUUGGCAAGUGUAUUAUCCAAUGAUGAGGCCGCUCAUAGAAAAAUUCUCUGCUAAUGUUCCUCGUUCCCCGGUGCGUGAACUCCUGGAGAUGGAGCCAGAGACGGCGAAGUUCAGCCCUGCGGAGAGAACCUAUGAUGGAAAAGUACGGGUUACAGUGGAAGUGGUGGGCAAAGGCAAGUUCAAAGGUGUGGGCCGCAGCUACCGGAUAGCCAAGUCAGCGGCCGCCCGCAGAGCUCUGCGCAGUCUCAAAGCCAAUCAACCUCAGGUCCAAAACAACUGAUCUUCAGACAGCAGAACCCCUCUCAACACCACAUGAAGAAUCCUCGCAGACUGCGUUCUCACCGGGGUUGUCAAAUUCAAUAAAUUAACCACGUCAAAAGAUUCAAGUAUAAUCCACAGAGGGAUCAUUUUUCAUUUUAUCCUUUCGUGCGCAAACACAAUCUUUCUUUUUCUCCCCAGCUUUGUUUGAUCACGAGUGCUUUUUUAUGUAUUGCAAGUGUUAAGAAAAAGGUCAGGUAUUUUUCCCUCUUUUUAUUAACAUUAAUAAAUGAUAAAUGCUUUGCUUUGUGGUAGUGAUUAAGAAGCUAAAUCUUAUAGGUAGUAUUAGAAUGUACAUAUUUAAACUCCAAUGUAUCAAACAAAUAAGAGAAAAAACUAAUUUAAAAAAACACAAAAUUCCUCAGUCUGUGCACUAGUGCCAGUUUUGCGGUGGUUUUUAAACGCUUUGACAAAAAGGGCACACAAAGAUGGUGUUGGAAUAAGACAAGUGAUUUUCUCUAUCUUGAGAUGCUAUUCUCAAUCAUAAUUGCACUUAUUUCUUUAGGGUCUGUUUUUAUUUCGUGUCGUGAACAUUUUGUCAGUUUUGUCAACACCAAAAUCAUUUAGAUCUAUAUUGUACCGAAAGAGAAAAGCCCUCACAUUUUUAAAAUGUAUAGGAAUUUGACAUUCCCGAUUACUGUAAUCAACGUAGUUGUAAACGGCACUUGAGGAAGCAUGUUUAUGUAGCUAUCUGUUAUCUAAGCUAACUGGAUGGGUUGUAUAGACGCCAUAGAGCUACAUUCAUACAAUCUGCAUUAUAUAGAAAAUGCAAUAGUAAAUGUUUAUGACAUACAUUGAUACUUGGGUUUCAGUAAUGUCUUUUUGAUACCGAUAUUGAUGAUAUUUAGUUGACAGUCUUUAUGAACAUUAGAUGUCCCUAUAGACUGACUGACUUAGUUUUGAUAUAAUGACACAAAGGAAAAAAGGACAUAUCACCUGGGAAAAUAUGCUGCAGAUUUUAUAUUUAAAAAAGGAAAGAGAAAAAUAGGAUUGGAUAAUAAGACACAAAGCACCUUUACGUACCGUCUUUAAGACAAACAGAUAUUUUCGCUAAAUGACUUCACUUGCAUCAAUUACCAAAGUCGAUACUGAUGCAACAUUGUGAGGUUGCACCUAUUAAACAGAUAGUUCACCAAAGAAGGAAAAUUCUGUUGUCAUUUUCUAACCCUCAUGUUGGGUGAGUAAAUGUCACAAUUAAAAUUUUUGGGUGAACUAUCCAUUUAAGUCAAUCCCUCAACAUUUUCAAAUUUUUCGUGGUAACCAACCUUUAUUUUAGCAUAAAUGUGUUGUAGCCUUUUGUCUAACGUAAAUGUUUUCAUAUUAAUAGGCAUUCUUCACUUGAAUACCUCAGUUAAUUGCAUGCAUUUUUUUUUUUUUUUUUUUUUUUUUUGGUGCUAUGUUUAAGCUUGAAUUUCUCAUCUUUUGCACUGUAACUGUAUUACCUCUUAAUUUUACUUUUUUGAAAUCUGUUGGGUUGGUUAUUCUGUUUGGUCAGCAGUCAAGCUCUACAAAUUUGAAAUUGCUUCCCCGUUUAUAUAUUUUUUUUAUUUUUAUGCUUGAAGGGGAAAAGCUGAGAAAAUGGUUCUCCGCACAUAAGCUUGAUGCCUCUCUGAGCUUGGAUUUUCUUUCAAUUGUGCAUCCGAUCAGAAGGGUUACUUAACGCUUGAGAAAAUCGAUAGAUUGCACUCUGAUAUGGUCAGCGUUUCUGUCUUAUAAGCCAUGCAUCUCGCCUUUUGACUUCCCUCUUUCUGUAGUCUUACUAGGUUGCCAAAUGUAAUGACUUUUUUGUAACAUUCAGUCAAUUAUUUAGUAGUAUGUUGACGAAAAUGUGGGCACUCUUAUCCAUGUUUACCCUAGGAACAAGGGUGUGAAAUUUUUGUGCAAACAAUUUUUAUUUCAUUUGGACAUCUUGAAGGCUACAAAUUUUUCCCUCUCCUUGUCUGUAUCUCCUUUACUUAAUUCAGUUAUUAUGUUAUGGACAAACUAUUCCUGAAGUUACAUAAUCCCAGGCAUUGCUACCUCAGAAGACCCCUGCGAAUAGUUUGACAUUAUCAUAAAACCAAUGGUUUGUGGUUAUGCCUUUUUACAAUUAUAAAGGCAUAGUAUUGUGUAUGUUCAUCAGCACCUUACAGGGGGAUAAAUAUGUCUAUAUACAAAUAUAUAUAUAUAUAUAUAUAUAUAUAUAUAUAUAUAUAUAUAUAUAUAUACACUCACGACUAUUUGCACUAGAAAACGUUCCCACUGACAUUGAAUUUGCAUCUUUUUAAUAGAGUGUGCUCUAAAAUGGUGCCUUUCUACCAUGAAACAUUAAUGUAACAUCUAGACACUUGAUUCAGUGGAAUCACAACCUUUGCUACUGUAGCAUUUCUUUGCUUUAUGGAUACUUCGUAGGCGAUUUUGUUUUCAAUUUGUUGGUUCGAUUUAGCCAAGAUUUCAUGAAAGUUUGAAGCUGUAAUCAAAGUAUGACACUGCCCCAUCUUGACAGUGAGUGCAAUCUCAUUCCGUUUUAGCAAGAGUUGAGUUACCCUAUUUACAUUAUCUCAGUCGUAACCCCAGAGUUGAUUGUGUGCAGUGAGUAUCGAAAGUCAUUGGAUAGGAAUGGGUUUCCAUAUUCCCUUUGUGCAUCAGGGUCAGUGCGUGCCGGCUGUGCGAUAUGACACUGUAACCCUCAACCCUCAGAGUAUUGCAACAUUUUUUUUUUCUUGUGUGUUUGUUCAUUUUUUUAUUUUAUUUUUUCAGCUUGUUACCAUGUUUUUCCAAGCCUCUCAAAGGCAGACACUUUUUUCACAUUUCUUUCUUUAUUGUAAGCUUUGUUUUCACUUGGAUUUGUUUUUUGUCAACUUUCAGAGAAUGUGAACUCACACAUAUGCUGCCACCACAUGGAUACAGAUUCAUUUUUUUUUAACAAAACAAAAUGGACUUUUCACAACAAAUAAUGAAUCAUUUAUGCCAGUGCUAGACCCACAGAACAGAUAUCAAGCUAAGUGAUAUCCAAGUAAAAAGAAAAAGCAUUGGGAGUGUAAACAUAAAGUGGUCCUCCAUCGUAUCAUAUACUGCAGAUUGUUUUCCUUCAUGGUGGUGAAUAAUGUUUUCAUAUUCGUUUUUUUUUUUUUUUUUUUUUUUUUUUAACAUGUAGCACAAAUAAGCAUUGCACUCGGGCGCCAUACUUUACCUCAUGUCAGAACGGGAAAAAAAUUCAGAACAUGUAUAUAUGAUGCUGUAACGUUUAAAAGAAUAAUUUGUGGUUUUGGCCUUGCUGCUGUUUGCAUUGCUGGUAUUCUACCAAUGUAUUUAAAAGAUCAGAGAGAUACAAUGUGCCUGCAGGAUAUCAACAGAGAAAAUACACUGUAGAAAAGUAGUUUUGAAUCUCUACAAUCUGGGGCUAAAUAUGUGUCCUAUGUGUAUAUUCAUGUCCUGCCUUAAUGUAAUUCUUUGAAUAUGGAUUUGUAAUGUAACCUUAGUUCUUUGACUGGCAUGAUUUUCAAAUAUGUUUGGGACAGCACUGUCCCUCACCCAACACCCCCUUCCGGCCCAUAUUAGUUAGAUUAUCAGUCCAAUUGUAAUAGUGCAUGUCGGUGAAGACCCCUUCUCCCCCACCCGUGUUUUCUUUUUAGACUAAAACUGUGUACAGAUCUGAUUAAAUCAGCCCUACAUUUAUCGGACAGGGCUUUAUUUCAUAGCAAAGUGUCAUACUUUUUUUUUUUUUUUUUUUUUUAAGAAAAAGAAAUGUCCUGAUAAAAGUCAUAUGCACUAGCAGCAGCAAGAUGUUCAAACAGAAUAUAGCAGGAAUGGUAUGUGUGGUUUCUGAGAAUGUUGUGACCACCAGAGCACCAUAGAGCACUAACAAAAUGGGGAAGACAGUUUUUAUGAUUUUAUAUGGGGAAUUAAGGGCCACAAACGGCAGCGGAAUCUGUAUUUUUAAGGGACAUGUGUAUUUAAGUGACUUUCUCAUUCAUACUGUAUCUGUGCUGCAGUGGUUUGCAUUCUGCACCUUAUGGAUCACAAAAACCUUUAAAAAUUCUGUAUUAAACAUCCCCAUUUAAAGUAAUUGUAGCCGAAUAUAUCUACAAUAAAGUUAUGGUAUGGUCAUUCA
Messenger RNA from Myxocyprinus asiaticus (Chinese sucker), 10182 nucleotides. RefSeq names its product endoribonuclease Dicer-like. Gene Ontology annotation, biological process: apoptotic DNA fragmentation; siRNA processing; pre-miRNA processing. The record is from RefSeq and is a predicted model, not a curated record. Gene Ontology annotation, molecular function: deoxyribonuclease I activity; ATP binding; RNA binding. The coding region runs from base 376 to 6051 and encodes 1891 amino acids. Gene Ontology annotation, cellular component: RISC complex; nucleus; cytoplasm. The transcript has 29 exons. NCBI's taxonomy places the organism in Eukaryota, Metazoa, Chordata, Actinopteri, Cypriniformes, Catostomidae.